UAAAUAGAACUGGGCGUUCCUUUUCUUCAACAAUAAAUAAAAAAAAAUCACAGAUAAUUCUCUUUAUAGCCCCAGAAGACUCUAGUUUUUACCCUCCCAAACCCAGGUUCUUUCAAUUUCUUAUUUAAUUUUCUCAUUCUGUAUAUACAAUCAUACUAGUUUUAUCUGUAUAAUUCGCAGGAUGUACUGUUAAUUUUAGCGUUUUUUAUUUGGUGGGUUAUGUUGUAUAUAAUAUUCUAAUUCAUGGGUUUGGUUUUUUAGCUGUUUAUAUUAAUUCGAGUGCUUUAGUUUUAUGCUUAGUUUGCCUUGAAAGGGAAUUAAAUUAUUCUUGGUGGUUUCUUGUUGAUCGUUAGUUAGGUAGUCCGUGUUAGGGAUUGAAUUAGGGAAAUUUGGGGGUAUAAACUUAUAAUUAGAUUGCUUUUGAGGUUUAAUUACGUAGCGAUUAUGGCGGAUUCAGUUGCAGCAGCAACGUCUCUUGCUGCGUAUAGACCUUUGUGUAGGGGGUUUUCGAUUAAGGAUGUUUCUUGCAAAAGGAAACCUUUGAGUAAUUGUCGUGUAUUGGGUACGGAUUUUACGGGCAGAAAGAUUGUUUCUUUAUCGCAUAGGUCGUUGGGGUUAAAACUCGAUAAGUUAGUGAACACGUCGAUUAAGGCUCUCGCGAUGGAGUUAACGAAAGAGACUUAUUCAUUUAGAGAGGAGGAGAAAUUACCUCGAACUUGGAGUUUUCAGGGUGAUACUAGUGUUGAUAGAAAACCUGGCUUGUGGCCACCGGAAAAUAGAGCGGAUAAUCCAUCAUUGCAUAACCCCUUGCUUCGACAAGAAAGGAUGGGUUGUGGUUGGUUGGGUGCUAUAUUUGAGUGGGAGGGGGUCAUUGUUGAGGAUAGUCCUGACCUUGAGAAGCAAGCAUGGCUUGCUCUUUCUCAAGAAGAAGGGAAAUCGCCUCCUCCGGCUUUUCUUUUAAAACGAAUAGAAGGGAUGAAGAAUGAGCAAGCCAUGUCUGAAGCUCUGUGUUGGUCUAGAGACCCUGCAGAAUUGCGAAGAAUGGCUGCUAGGAAGGAAGAAAUUUACCAAGCUUUGCAAGGUGGGAUAUAUAGAUUACGAUCUGGCUCGAAAGAAUUUGUGAAUAUUUUGAUGCAUUACAAAAUCCCAAUGGCAUUGAUAUCCACACGUCCAAGGAAGUCUCUAGAGAGGGCAAUCGGGAGCAUCGGGAUUGAAGGAUAUUUCACCGCUAUUGUCGCAGCAGAAGAUGUUCAUAGGGGGAAACCCGAUCCGGAGAUGUUUAUUUACGCUGCACAGCUUCUACAAUUUAUUCCAGAGCGUUGUAUUGUUUUCGGAAACUCUAACCAGACUGUAGAGGCUGCUCAUGAUGUUCGGAUGAAAUGCGUGGCUGUUGCUAGCAAGCAUCCGGUUUACGAGCUCAGUGCUGCAGACAUGGUGGUAAGACACCUCGAUGAGCUUUCAAUAGUCGAUCUGAAAAACCUUGCUGAUAUUGAUUCGCCAGAGUUCGGAUAUCCCGAGCCAGAGAUGGAGCUCGAGGAGGAGGACGAGGAUAGAUCAACAGCUGUUGGAGUUGAUGAUAUAUUCUGGUGACACCCUUUGAUUGUACAGUUAGCUUUGUACUUUAUUAAAUUAUUAGUCUUAUAUUUAUAUCUUACAACAUCAUUGCAAACUGUUUAAGACCCCCUUGUAUAAUAAAGGGGAAACAAAUAUAAGGUUAAGAAAAAAAAACAGAAAAAUAUAGAAUGGCAGUCUGCAUUAGACGACCUUGAUAUCAUAUUGUAUGUAUUCUCUGUAUCAUAUAUGUAAUCUUCUUUUUCGUUAUCUA
This is a messenger RNA of Mercurialis annua (annual mercury), 1825 nucleotides long. RefSeq names its product 5-amino-6-(5-phospho-D-ribitylamino)uracil phosphatase, chloroplastic. The transcript has a single exon. Bases 445 to 1590 code for a protein of 381 amino acids. The record is from RefSeq and is a predicted model, not a curated record. Lineage: Eukaryota; Viridiplantae; Streptophyta; Magnoliopsida; Malpighiales; Euphorbiaceae.